AUGUCUUACUCAAGUUAUGCGUUUGAACGUUUAAGGUACACGUUAAAAUUUCAUAAUACGAUAAGGUCUGCGUUUGUUUGCUCAAAUUCUCCUGGAUGCCAGCAACGAAUGUUAAAUAAAAGUUUUAUUCGUUUGGAUAUAAGAAAUAAAGUCACACAAGUAGAUAGUUUAGCCUUACGAAAUUUGAGACCGUAUCAAAAAGAAUGCAUUGAAACAUGUCUUAGCAAGUUUCUUGAUCAUAAAAUUAACCGUCAAAUUGUAUCGUUACCCGUAGGAAGUGGGAAAACUGUUAUAUUUUCAAAUUUAAUUAAGCAAAUUCCAUCUCCUUUUCCCGGUGCUGAUAAAGUUCUUGUACUUGCUCAUCGAGAAGAAUUACUUGAUCAGGCAUAUAAGCAAAUUUCAAAAUAUUCGAAUUUGUCAAUUGAAAUAGAUCAAGGUGGAAGAAUUGCAAAAGGAAAUGCAAAUGUUAUCCUUGGUAGUAUGCAUACACUCGGGAAGACUGAAACAUAUCGUAUUGAAAAAUAUAAUCCUGCACACUUUAAAGCUAUUAUAAUUGAUGAAGCUCAUCACGCUGUUGCGGCUUCUUACCGUAGAAUCCUGGAGUAUUUUGGCGCACAUAAGAAAGAUACUCAUUUGCUGUGUAAUCUCAGAGUAACUACAAUCAAAACCGACGUUGAUUUAUCCAAAGUUAAAAGUUCUAGUGAAGAUUUUAUUGCGUAUGAUCUUUCCAGGUAUCUCAAUGUGGAAUCACGUAAUGAUGUUAUUGUGCGCACAUAUCUUGAACUGGCAGCACAAAGAAAAUCCACGUUGGUUUUUGGAAUAGAUAUUAGCCAUGUUGAAAGUUUGACGGAAAUGUUUAGAACACGUGGACUUAUUGCUCACGGUAUAAGUAGCAAAACAAAGCCUCAUAUUCGAGCAAUGAUCCUAAAAGAGUUUAAAGAGAGAAAAUUCCCUGUUUUAGUCAAUUGUGGUAUAUUAACUGAAGGAACUGAUAUACCAAAUAUCGACUGCAUAAUAAUGAGUAGGCCAACUAAAUCACCCGUACUCUUUCAACAAAUGAUUGGACGCGGGAUGCGCCUUUCUCCAGAAAAAGAAGAUUGUCUAGUGUUAGAUUUUAUCGAUUCUUAUAGUCAAAUUCCUGAUUUAGCCACAAUUCCGACUUUACUAGGAUUAGAACCUACAGUAGAAUUUAAAGAUGAGGAUUUAUGUGAAUAUAACAAAGAAAAACCUGAAAUGGAAAAACCUGAAAAAGAAAAACCCAAAAUAAUAAUAAAUGCGCCAACAAAGAUUCGUAUAACAGAAUAUAGUAAUCCUUUUGAAAUUAUUGAUGAAUGCUCAGGUGCACAGCAUAUUCAAAAAUUUUCCGAUAAUGCAUGGCUUAGAAUUGGAGAAGACUCAUAUGUCUUAUCAUUACAAUCCUAUGGAACAUUAAAAAUAGUAAAAGAAAAUGAAAAUCUGAAGCAUAAAAUCGUCGUCAAGUUACCCAUUACCAGUGACUUAUUAGAAUCCAUGGUACACGCUUGUGAUAAAUGGAUUAAAGCUACAUAUGGGUUAAAGUAUGCUUAUAGUGUAGCUUCACGAUUUGCUAAAUGGCGUAAACAGCCAUUAUCAAGAAACCAAAUUGUUUGGUUGAAAAAGAAAAUGGAUAAAUUGACUGAUAAAGAAUUGAAGCGUUUGAAUAGAGGUCAAGCUUCAAACUUGAUGACAAAGGCAAUUGAAGGUGCUGAAAAAAAUUGGAAAUUAAAAUUAAAACAAAAGCAAACUCAUGACAAAAGGAAAGACAAAUUAAGAAAAAGAAAGGAGAUAUUUAAAGUUAAA
This is a messenger RNA of Funneliformis geosporum, 1818 nucleotides long. The record is from the annotation of a GenBank genome assembly. Lineage: Eukaryota; Fungi; Glomeromycota; Glomeromycetes; Glomerales; Glomeraceae.